GCCCAGCCAGUGCAGCGCACAUUCUCUCUCUCUUUAUUCGGUCGUUUUACAGAGCUGUGCUCUAUCCCCCUCUUUUGAAAUCUCACCAUCGUUCGUUGUCAAUCGAUCAUCAUGAAGUCCUUCGUUACUCUUUCUCUCCUUGCCACUGCGCUGGCUGCUCCGACCCCGACCCUCCACGGGCGUCAAUUCGACCUUUCAUCUCUGCUGUCGGGGUCCAGCUCCGGGUCCAGCACCUCUUCUGAAUCUAGUGGUCUGAGUGGGUUGGCCUCGCUGUUCCCUAGCAGUGGUUCGACCGCCAGCGGUAGCACCGACACCAGUGGCAGCGCCAGUGGUCUGAGCGCGCUGAGCUCGUUGUUUCCCAGCAGCAGUGGCAGCACUGGCACCACCAGCUCUACCACCUCCAACGGUGUCACUUCCAACAGCGGCUGCAAAGAGAUGACCUUCAUCUUCGCGCGUGGAACCUCGGAGAUGGGCAACAUGGGCAGCGUGGUCGGACCCGAGGUUGCCUCGAACCUGCAGUCCCUGACCGGUAACAAGGUGACCGUGCAGGGUGUGGACUACCCCGCCGACUGGGCUGGUAACAUGGCCCUCGGCACCGCGGGUGGCUCAAAGAUGGCCACGCUGGUUAAGCAGGCUCUGAGCGAGUGCCCCAACACCAAGGUCGUGCUGGGCGGAUACUCGCAGGGUGCGAUGGUGGUGCACAACGCGGCCAGCCAGUUGAGCGCCGGUCAGAUCCAGGCUGCCGUCCUGUUCGGUGACCCGCUCAAGAUGCAGUCCGUCGGCAAGCUCUCCUCCAGCAAGGUCAAGGAGUUCUGCGCUCUCGGCGACCCGGUCUGCGAGAACGGCGCCAAUGUCAUGGCUCACUUGUCUUAUGGAAGCAAUGCUAAGGAGGCCGCGCAGUUCUUGGUUAGCGCUGUUGGCUCUUCCUAG
Messenger RNA from Aspergillus homomorphus CBS 101889, 930 nucleotides. RefSeq names its product carbohydrate esterase family 5 protein. The record is from RefSeq and is a predicted model, not a curated record. The coding region runs from base 112 to 930 and encodes 272 amino acids. The transcript is spliced from 3 exons. Gene Ontology annotation, cellular component: extracellular region. NCBI's taxonomy places the organism in Eukaryota, Fungi, Ascomycota, Eurotiomycetes, Eurotiales, Aspergillaceae. Gene Ontology annotation, biological process: carbohydrate catabolic process. Gene Ontology annotation, molecular function: cutinase activity.